Rhododendron vialii is the source of this 1496-nucleotide messenger RNA. RefSeq lists its product as uncharacterized. NCBI's taxonomy places the organism in Eukaryota, Viridiplantae, Streptophyta, Magnoliopsida, Ericales, Ericaceae. The record is from RefSeq and is a predicted model, not a curated record. Gene Ontology annotation, molecular function: oxidoreductase activity, acting on the CH-CH group of donors. The transcript is spliced from 10 exons. Gene Ontology annotation, biological process: lipid metabolic process. Gene Ontology annotation, cellular component: membrane. The coding region runs from base 183 to 1085 and encodes 300 amino acids.
AAGCCAUUUCAGACCUGGCAAUAGCCAUGGCCACUGUGUACACAUGGAAACCAUUCAUUCUGCUUCGACGUUAUUCCCAUAAAUCCCAUUGAUAGUAGUAGUAUUUACACAGCCAACAAGCAACAACUACGCAAAACAUACCCACCAAUUUUUCAUUCUCCUUUCAGUUGCAGAAGAAGAUAAUGGGAACCGUCAUCGACUCCCAUUUUCUUGCUCUUACUGCUAUUGUCACUGUAGGUUAUCAAUUCUUCUUCUUCAUUAUCACAGCGCUUCUCAAAUUCGACAAAGUUACUGACUUUGCCGGAAGUACCAAUUUUGUUAUACUUGCUGUAUUGACUCUGGUUCUAAAAGGAUCAUGGCAUUUUAGACAGGUUGUCUUGACCUUGCUUGUUGUAGUAUGGGGUCUGCGGCUCGGCUUAUUUCUAUUGAUGAGGAUUUUGCAAUGGGGGGAGGAUCGACGCUUUGAUGAAAUGCGGGCGAGUUUGGGAAAACUAGCAAUGUUCUGGGCAUUUCAGGCGGUCUGGGUCUGGACUGUGAGUUUACCUGUGACAAUCGUUAAUGCAAGUGACAGAGAUCCGUCUCUUCAGGCUGGGGACAUAAUUGGGUGGAUUAUUUGGUCUAUUGGUAUCUCUGUAGAAGCUACUGCUGAUCAACAAAAGCUGACAUUCAAGAACUCUCCAGACAACAGAGGAAAAUGGUGCAGUGUUGGACUUUGGAAAUACUCUCGUCAUCCAAACUAUUUCGGUGAGAUUUUUCUUUGGUGGGGAAUUUUUUUGGCUUCUACACCAGUGUUGAAUGGUGCUGAGUGGCUUGUUGUCCUGGGGCCAUUAUUCCUUACAUUGUUGCUUCUGUUUGUCAGUGGUAUACCCCUGCUCGAGGAAUCAGCAGAUAAAAAGUUUGGCAAUGUUCCUGCAUAUAGGGCAUACAAAAGUACAACAAGCCCUCUGAUUCCACUGCCGCCUGUAAUCUACGGGAGCUUGCCCUCAUGGUUCAAGAAAGCUUUCCUCCUUGAGUUCCCUUUCUAUAGUCGGAAUCUGCCUCAGGAAGGGCUAAACUGCUCAGACAAAAAGUAUGUUUCCAACUAGUAAUUUUCUUCUGUGCAAGGAAUAGAACAAGCAGCGGACAGACAAGCCAGCGGAUGAAAAUGCGUUAACUGCCUGAUGAACCUUGAAAGAGUAGAUAUCUUCCCAAUGCAUGUCGGUACUCUGUCUCUCGCUUGGCUGCUAGGAUCGUGCGCAGGAGCUGAGGGUUUGGUGUAAUUGUAGUUUCUUUCAGUUUUCUUUUGCAAUAUUUACAUUUUCCUGAUUUUUUUUUCACUCCGGAGCAAGAAACUGCAGUUACCUGGCACUUGAUUGAGUUGUUUAAAUUUGUUAAAGGUUUCUCGUUUAAUGGCAUAUCCUUACUUGGAACAAAGAAACAAGCACUUGAAUGAAGAAAAUUGCUUUUUCUUCAUUAGAAUCACAUAAAUAGAAGUUUUAAAUAUCAGAUCUACUUAU